GUUAAGACCAAUUCACUUAUUUGUGAUAGGUGUGCUAGAAAAAGUGUCCUGAAAAUGUGAAUGAACAUCACUGAUUAAGUUCUCCACUGCCUCCCGACACAAAUUGUGGUAAGACAGUCCAUGUACCCAUAAUGCAAAGCAAAGCUAAGUAGCGCCUAGCCGAGCAAGUGAAGAGAGUAGAAAACAACAACAGCGUGAUCCAACCUCAACAACUGGUAGGCUAACUAGGCCAGCUACAUGGACUACGGUAGCGAUUUAAAGUUCAACGAACAGACUAUUCUUAUCUGCUUAAAUUGCUUUCUUGCUGGAUAAUGUGAGUAGUUAUACGGGUGUAAUCGCAUGUGACUUAGUACUCACACCAUUUCAUUGAGUAGAUUAGAACAAUCUUUGUGAUACUGCUCUCGGGCUAGCUUGUUAUCGAGGUCUCUAUGUUUGAGAAUCUUCCGGCGGCAGCGGAGGCAGCAGCAGCGGUGCCAUGAAUAGUGGACUCCCAGCCUCGGCUGCUCCGCUUGGGAGUGUUGGAAUUCCUAAUGUCAAGGUGAAGUUCUGUCGAUAUUACGCGAAGGACAAAACUUGCUUCUAUGGAGACGAAUGCCAGUUUUUGCACGAGGAUCCGUCCAUGGCGAGUUUGUCUAUGCACGGUGGCGGUGGAAGCCCAGUCCCUUUAUCCAUGGCAGGGGGAGCCGUGACUGCAGCAGCGGGAUAUGCUCUUGGUGGAAAUACGGCAGCUUGCCAGGGUGGUGGGGCACCCAGUUACCCAAAAAAGAGCGAGUCCCUUGGGCCUGCUGGAACAGCUCUUGAAGGACAGCUGUUAACUAUACCAGGGAUGGAGGGUGCUCCCUUGAGUGAUGCCAAUCUGACCAACUCUUACUUCAGCAGCAGCUUUAUUGGCGUAAAUGGCUUUGGAAGUCCUGCAGAACCCAAAUAUUCUAUGAUGCAGAGGAUGACCACCAGCAGUAGCUCUCCCAGCCUCCUGAACGAUGGUGCCAAGACCUUCAGCCACGGCGCUCAUGAUCCAGUCAACUCACCCACCUCCUCCCUUUUCAGUGACUUUGGUGCUCUAAGCAUAUCACAGAGGAGGAAGGCUCCCAACCCAGCAGCAAGUGAGUUCAUCCCAAAGGGAGCCCCGCGCAUGGCCUCCAUGUCCCAGCCGGCUGUCCAGGCCUUCCCUCCUCCUCUCUUCCCUCACCCAGUCAUGAGCACUUCCACUGCGGCUGCACUGGCACCCGGAAUGUCACUUUCUGCUGGGUCAUCUCCGCUCCACUCUCCUAAAAUCACACCCCACACCUCCCCUGCCCCUCGCCGGCGCAGUCAUACCCCCAAUCCCAACCCUGCCAACUACAUGGUGCCCACCAGUGCAGCUGACCAAGGGGGUGCCCCCAUCAUCCAGAAGGAGACCGUAGGUGGGACCACCUACUUCUACACUGACAACACCCCCGCUCCCAUGGCGGGGAUGGUGUUCCCCACCUACCACAUCUACCCGCCAACUGCUCCCCAUGUGGCCUACAUGCAGCCCAAAGCCAAUGCCCCGUCCUUCUUCAUGGCCGACGAGCUUCGACAGGAGUUGAUCAACAGGCAUCUAAUAACCAUGGCACAGAUUGACCAUUCAGAGAACCCUGAUGUCCCCUCGGAGGUGGACAGCUACCACAGCCUCUUCCCCCUGGAGCCCCUCCCCCCUCCCAACCGCCUGCAGAAGACCAGCAACUUCAGUUACAUCACUUCCUGUUACAAGGCUGUCAACAGCAAGGAUGACCUGCCCUACUGUCUGAGGAGGAUACACGGAUUCCGGCUGGUGAACACAAAGUGUAUGAUGCUGGUGGACAUGUGGAAGAAGAUCCAGCACUCGAACGCGGUCACUCUGCGGGAAGUGUUCACCACCAAGGCUUUUGGAGACCACUCACUGGUGUUCUCCUAUGACUUCCACGCGGGGGCAGAGACCAUGUUUAGCAGGCACUUCAAUGACCCAACGGCAGACUCUUUCUUCACCAAAAGGAAGUGGGGGCAGCACGAGCCGCCCCCUCCGCGGCAGCACGCUGGCCUGCUCCCCGAGUCUCUGAUCUGGGCCUACAUCGUGCAGCUGAGCUCCGCCCUGCGCACCAUCCACACUGCUGGCCUGGCCUGCCGCGUCAUGGACCCCAGCAAGAUCCUCAUCACUGGCAAGACUCGGUUACGGGUGAAUUGUGUGGGUGUCUUUGAUGUCUUAACAUUCGACAACAGCCAGACCAACCACCUGGCCCUCAUGCCUCAAUACCAGCAAGCAGAUCUCAUCUCCCUGGGGAAAGUGGUUCUGGCGCUGGCUUGUAACUCGCUGGCCGGAAUCCAGAGGGAAAACCUGCAGAAGGCCAUGGAGCUGGUGUCCAUCAACUACUCGUCCGACCUCAAGAACCUCAUCCUGUACCUGCUGACGGACCAGAGUCGCCUGCGCAGCGUCAAUGACAUCAUGCCCAUGAUCGGGGCCAGAUUCUACACCCAGCUGGACGCCUCACAAAUGAGGAACGAUGUCAUUGAAGAAGACCUGGCCAAGGAGGUGCAGAAUGGACGUCUGUUCCGCCUGCUGGCCAAACUGGGAACCAUCAAUGAGCGGCCUGAGUUCCAGAAGGACCCAACAUGGUCGGAAACGGGUGACCGCUACCUGCUCAAGCUCUUCCGAGACCAUCUCUUCCACCAGGUCACUGAGGCGGGGACACCCUGGAUCGACCUGAGCCACAUAGUGGCCUGUCUCAACAAGCUGGACGCGGGCGUUCCAGAGAAGAUCAGUCUGGUGUCUCGGGACGAGAAGAGUGUGUUGGUGGUGACCUACUCCGACCUGAAGCGCUGCUUCGAGAGCACCUUCCAGGAGCUGCUGGCUGCUGCCAACGGCUCGCUGUAGCGCCCCCAAUAGCAGCGGAGUGGGACUGCCUGAACAGGAGCACAUUGCACUACAGCGCGGGAACCAGACCAGGAGCUGAAGAUGAUCUCACAAGUCACGAGGAACUAGGCUGCCGAACUCAGUCAGAUACACUGUUCUGUUCGGAAGGAGUUUCUUUUCUUUUUCUUUUUCUCUCGUCUUUUUUUUGUUUUGUUUUUUUCCUAAAAGCUUAUUUUUUUAGUUUUCAUAACCUCGCAGCUACAAAUGACAAAAAAAAAAAAUAAUUAUGGACAAAUUGAAGCUGUGAUGAAUUUUUUUUAGACUUGGGGGAACAACAGAAAUGACGACAUGAAAAAUGACUUUCCUGCUUUUACUUUCAGAAGAUCUUUUGUUGGUUUUAUUUUCUUCUGUGGAGGAUGCACUAAAAUUUUAAGUUUUAUGAA
Messenger RNA from Alosa alosa (allis shad), 3291 nucleotides. RefSeq names its product poly(A) specific ribonuclease subunit PAN3 (gene pan3). The record is from RefSeq and is a predicted model, not a curated record. NCBI's taxonomy places the organism in Eukaryota, Metazoa, Chordata, Actinopteri, Clupeiformes, Clupeidae. Gene Ontology annotation, biological process: mRNA processing; nuclear-transcribed mRNA poly(A) tail shortening. Gene Ontology annotation, molecular function: poly(A) binding; metal ion binding. Gene Ontology annotation, cellular component: PAN complex; P-body.